Micropterus salmoides (largemouth bass) is the source of this 3120-nucleotide messenger RNA. It is a transcript of the gene rbm19, whose product is annotated as RNA binding motif protein 19. The record is from RefSeq and is a predicted model, not a curated record. The coding region runs from base 125 to 2887 and encodes 920 amino acids. The transcript has 24 exons. NCBI's taxonomy places the organism in Eukaryota, Metazoa, Chordata, Actinopteri, Centrarchiformes, Centrarchidae. Gene Ontology annotation, molecular function: RNA binding.
AAGAAGAAUAGGCAGGCUCCUCCCACUCAAGAUGGCGACCUAGAGGAAAGUCCACGCUCGUUUGUUGACAUAAAUUGGAAAACCAAACUUAUGCUGUAUUAGUGGAUUUACAACUACCAUAAUUAUGUCGAGAAUCAUCGUUAAAAACCUCCCUAAUGGGAUGAAGGAGGAGAGGUUCAAGUCGAUGUUUGCAGCCUUUGGCACCGUGACAGACUGCUCCCUGAAGUUUACAAAGGACGGCAAAUUCCGCAAGUUCGGCUUUGUGGGUUUUAAAGCCGAGGAAGAUGCGAACAGAGCUCUGAAACAUUAUAACAAGAGCUUCGUGGACACGUCUAAAGUGACGGUGGAGAUGUGUAAGGCCUUUGGAGACCCAACUAAAGCAAAAGCCUGGAGCAAACAUACCCAGAGUUCAGGCCCGGACAAACCCUCCACUCCUGCAGACACUGACAGCAAGAAGAAAAAGAAACAGAAAAAGGAAACCAACAGCACACUUGGAAAUCUGGAAGAGGACCAGGGAUUCAAGGAGUUUCUGUCAGUACAUCAGAAUCGAAGCCAAGCACCAACCUGGGCGAACGACACUGUGCAGCUAAAACCUGAUCCUGACGAUAGACGGACAAAGACUCAGGGCAAGAAGAAGCCUGCUUCAGAUGAUUACCUCAACUUUGAUUCGGACCAGUCAGAGGAUGAGGAAGAAGAAUAUGAUGAAGGUGCCUCUAAAGAAGCACUGAAGUCUGGCUUGUCAGAUAUGGAGUACCUACGCUCAAAGGUGGCCCAGACAGAUGACACCAUGGAGGAGAAUGAACUGAAGGAUGAUGGUGCAGGUGGCGAUGAUGAGGAUAAUGGUCCUGUGCAGCACACAGACAGCGCCUAUGAGAGUGGCGACACCUCAAAGACCAACACCACAGUUUCCUCUGAGGAUAAGAAGCACAGCAAAGCGAAGAAAACUGCAAAGCAAGAGACGGAGCCGGUGACGGAGUUCACGGUGAAGCUGAGAGGAGCCCCGUUCAAUGUGAAAGAGCAACAAAUUCGAGAGUUCAUGACCCCGCUGAAGCCUGCAGCGAUCAGGAUUGGAAAGAACGAAAGUGGAAAUAGAACAGGUUAUGUGUAUGUGGACUUGCUCUCUGAAGAACAGGUGGAAAAGGCUUUGAAGAAGAAUAAAGACUACAUAGGUGGGCGUUACAUUGAGGUCUUCCGUGUGGAUGCCUCUGGGGGUAAGGGCAAGAGAGACAGAAAGGACAAAGAAAUUGACAGAAACUUCACCAGGAAGCUCAAGGAGGACGAGGAGGAGGAAGAUGUUGCAGAGUCAGGUCGGCUCUUCAUCAGGAACCUUCCGUACACCUGCACCGAGGAAGAGAUCAAAGAGCUGUUUGCUAAACAUGGACCGUUAUCUGAGGUGCUCUUCCCUAUUGACAAUCUAACCAAGAAACCUAAAGGGUUUGCUUUCAUAACAUACAUGAUACCAGAGAAUGCUGUAACAGCUCUGGCUCAGCUGGAUGGACAUAUAUUUCAGGGCAGGAUGCUUCACCUGCUUCCCUCCACAGUGAAGAAGGAGAAGACAGACUCUUCAGAUGCUGGCGGUCCUGGCUCUUCGUCUUUCAAGCGGCAAAAAGAUGCUAAAAAUAAAGCCUCAAGUUCCAGCUCCCACAACUGGAACACCCUGUUUCUGGGCACAAGUGCAGUGGCAGAUGCCAUUGCUGAAAAAUACAACACCACAAAAAGCCAAGUCCUAGACCAUGAGUCAAAGGGAAGCGUUGCAGUAAGAAUGGCUCUGGGAGAGACACAGAUCGUUCAGGAGACUCGACAGUUUCUGCUAGACAACGCUGUCAGUCUGGAUUCCUUUAGUCAGGCGGCAGCAGAGAGGAGCACAACUGUGAUCCUGGUGAAAAACCUUCCAGCUGGAGUGACGACGUCAGAGUUGGAGGAGCUUUUCUCGCCUCAUGGCUCUUUGGGCCGAGUGCUGCUGCCGCCAUCGGGGCUCACCGCCAUCAUUGAGUUCCUUGAGCCAACGGAGGCAAAACGAGCCUUCACUCGGCUGGCCUACAGCAAGUUCCAACACGUCCCGCUGUAUUUGGAGUGGGCACCUGUGGGGGUGUUUGUGGCAGCCAAACCGGAAUCAGUAUUAGAAAAAGUGGAGCCAGUGAAAGAGGAGAAGAAGGAAGAAGAGGAAGAAGAAGAUGAGGAGGAGGAGGAGGAAUCUGCUCCUGGUUCCACACUUUUCAUUAAGAAUCUUAAUUUCAGCACGACAGAGGAGAAACUACAGGAGACAUUCUCCAAAUGUGGCAAAGUCAAGUCCUGCUCCAUCUCCAGAAAGAAAGAUAAAACAGGCAAGCUGUUGUCAAUGGGCUACGGUUUUGUCCAGUAUCAGACGGCAGAGGCAGCACAGAAAGCCCUGAGGCAGCUACAGCACUGUACUGUGGAUGAUCACCAGUUAGAGCUGAAGAUUUCUGAGAGAGCCACCAGGACUACUGAGGUUUCACGCAAGAAGAAGCAAGUAGAGAAAAAACAGACAGGAUCGAAGAUCCUUGUGCGCAACGUCCCCUUCCAAGCCACUGUUAGGGAAAUUCGGGAGCUCUUCUGUACAUUUGGAGAGCUGAAAACAGUCCGUCUUCCAAAGAAGGCAGCUGGUUCAGGGAAUCAUAGAGGCUUUGGGUUUAUUGACUUUGUCACCAAACAGGAUGCUAAGAAAGCGUUUGCUGCCCUGUGCCACAGCACCCAUCUGUAUGGGAGGCGCCUUGUGCUGGAGUGGGCUGAUGCUGAGGAAACAGUAGAGACGCUGAGACGGAAAACAGCGGAACAUUUUCAUGUGGCUGCCAAGAAGCAGCGGAAGGCAGAGGUUUUGGAAGGAAUUCUGGAAACAAUGGAAACCGAAGGGGGUGUGCAAGACUGAGUUCCCUAAACGCCUCGACACAACUCUGACCAGUGCUCCUGUCUUUUUCUGUAUAAAUAAAACUGUUGACAAAAGAAGGACCCGAUCUGCAUGUGCAGGAGGAGCAAAUUAUAAUGAAUUUUGCAGAACUUCGAAAACCUCGGAAAUUUCUUACAUUUCACAUGUUUUGUACAGAGUGAUGCCUCAAAGAAAGAUGUCAGUUUUUAUAUAAAAUUUUAUUUCAUGCUUUAAAA